Molecule: messenger RNA, 1490 nt
Organism: Cannabis sativa
Lineage: Eukaryota; Viridiplantae; Streptophyta; Magnoliopsida; Rosales; Cannabaceae
Exons: 6
Coding region: 249-1142 (297 amino acids)
Source: RefSeq, a predicted model, not a curated record
CGCUCAAGCUUAUAGAGCAAACAUUUAUUUCCCCGCUAAAUAGGGCCGUCAAUGUCAAUUCAUUCGGCAACGACGUCGUAUUAAGACAUCUUCCCGCUAAGCUAAAAGACGUAAGGAGUGGCAUUAGUAGUAAAUCUCGUAUCAUUAUCACUUUUAUCAUCACACUCGAAGAAGGCGAAGAAAACGGCAGAAUUGAGCCCUUAGAAAAUAGCUGAGAGAUUUCGAAGAAGAAUUGCAUACAAACAACAAUGGAGAGUUUUUGGAAACGAGCUAAGGGAUUGGCUGAAGAAGCCGCGAAAACAUCUCAGUCACUGACAACCUCUGCCAAAAUCUCCGACUUAGUCUCCGAAACCGCUAAGAGAUCCAGGGAGUUGGCCGCCGAGGCCUCCAAGCGAGCCGAUCUCAUCAAAACUGCCGCCCUUAAGCAAGCCGAUCAGAUCAAGUCUUUCUCCUCCGAUAUCAUUGUCAAUCCUCCCACUCUUUCCUCUCUUUCCAUCACCAGCUCAUUCCCUUCUUCUUCCUCCUCAUCCACCGGCGAGGUCUCGCAGUCCGACCUCCUCAAGUUUGGAAUCAAUGAAGAUCUCACUGACUUUGUCAAAGGACUCACUUCUACUACAUUCCAAAGCUUUACUAUUCAAGAUGAAGCGGAGGGAUCUGAUUCAGAAACGUCGACUACGGCUUCGAAUAUAAGGAAAGAUCUGACGGAAUGGCAGGAGAAACAUGCAAAUCUUGUUCUUACUAGUGUUAAGCAAAUGUCAAGGUUAAGAUAUGAAUUAUGCCCACGUAUAAUGAAAGAAAGGAGGUUCUGGAAGAUAUAUUUUACCCUUGUCAGCAGCUAUGUGGCUCCGUAUGAGAAGCAAUACAUGGAGGAGGUUAAGCUCAAAGAAGCAGAGCAAAAAAAAGAUGACGAGACCAAACAAGCAUCUGUGGUUGGAGGGAAUGACAAAGAAAAAGGGAUGGAGAAGAACCUGAGCAGUAAAACUUCCAAGUCCUCUUCAGCUGAGCAAGACUUGGAUACUUUCCUAUUGGGAGAUCUUGAAGACAGUGAUGGGGGACUAGAUGAUGGUGAAGAGAGUUUCGAUGACGAUUUUGACAAGAUUGAUAAUUCAGAUGUUGAAGAUGAUAAGGAGCCAAAGAAGUGACAGCUGCUGUAAAUAUAUUUUGAAUUAAUAAGCAAAAGUUGGUUAUGGGAAAAAUCAAUGAGGUACAGCAGUCGUUGAUCUAUCACCAAUUUGAACUUUGCUGAUUAUCAAGUUUCUUAGAUCUUUGACUGCUUUGGUCUACCAAAUUAGAUGUGAUUUGAGUUGAUUCGUUUAUUUAUAUAUUAUUCAUGUUUACUAUAAGCAACCAGGUUAAGUCAUAUAAUAUGCCAUGAACUUUUAUUAUAUUUAAAGGACUAAGCUUUUCUUGUACAGUGGAUGUUCAAGCAGUUAUAACUUUGUUUUCUCCCUGUCAGUGACUUUAUCAUUAGUGGCAUUUGUUCUAACAAA